UUGGGAAUUAACCUUUUUUGAGUCUGGAUUAGGGACUAGGUACAUUGGUUGGGUGUUUUGUAGUGUUAACAUAAUAAAAAAAGGAAAACAAGAUUAGAAACUGAUUUUCCAGCCUUUCCUUACCAAUUUCUCAGGCAUCUGAGAGCACUCCUCUGAGUAACUGCUGCAUUAUUUAUGGGUUAUAUUUGUUGAUCUCCGAAUGCUUUGGGUGGAUUUAUAGAGGUGCUUGGAAUUAGAGGUGGAUAGAGUGACACUUCUUUCUUGGCCAGCUUAAAUUAAAGCGCUUAAUCUUAUGAUUUAAAGAAAUUUAAUGCUAGCAAGGCACAGCUAAAAUUUCCUUUGAAUUGAGGAGUUGGGACCAUUUUGACAAUGAAAGCCUCAAGUGCUUAUUUGGGUUCUGGAUGCUUGGUCUGGGGGAAAGCUAAGACCGAAAAAUACCCUAUUUCCCUAUUUUCCUUUCUAGAUUAGAGAUUCUUUGGGGUUAGUAAUCCCCAUUUUCAAAAUGCAAAUACUGCUGGUAUAUUAAUUAUGCAAGGGAUUCUCAAUUAUGUGUGCAGAUUAUUCUAGUCAAAUAAUAAAAUUGUUUUCCUUCUAGAGCUCCACAGAUACCAUGAAGGAGGAAAUUUGGGAGCUUCGUUCAUGGAAAGGGGUGGACAUAAGUUAGGAUGGUUUGCCCAGGUGGAGGAUGACAGGCAGCAUGAAGAUUGGGUGCUGGGUGUGAGAGGCACAGUGAGAACAAGGAGAGGGUGUCAGAGAUGGAAAAGAUGUCUAAAAGGUGGUAGACUUGUGCUAGGAACACAUGGCUCCUACUUGGCUACUUCAUUGCUUUGACUCGAGCAGUUGCGUGAAUGCCCUGUGCCUUCCUGAUGGCUUGCAUAUGAAAUUGUCAUACUCUUCGCUGCAUAUGAACAACUGUUCAGAGAAGAUGUUGAUUUCUUUGACUCUGGCUUAGAAUAGUGGUUCCUAAAGCUGGCCAAGCAUAAAACCACUUGCAGAGCUUUUAAAGAUGUGGAAUUUGCAUGUAACACACCCCAGCCCUGAAAUGCGGUCCAGGAACCUGUUGGAUGAAAAAUAUGCCCCCUUCCAGGUGUUUUGGUGGUAAUGAUUCUGCAGGUGGGCAGUUGGGAGAGUUCUCCCAAAAGGGUCCCAAGCACGAAGAUGGUAAAUUAAGUGCUGAAAUGAGGUAAAUUGAUUUUCUUUCUAACAUGAUUAACAUCGUCAUCAAGAAAGUCUUUUCCUUAUUUUGAAUUUAGGAUGAAUUCCUGGGGCAAGGGAGUGAGUAUAUUUAUGGUUUUUAUGAACCAUAUUUACAUUUUUCACAUGCAAAUAUAGGGCUCCGUUUCUUUAAAAUUCUAAAGUGUUAUAUACACGCAAAGGCCAUUUAUUAUCAUUCAAGAAAAGCCCAAAGAAAGGAAUUUGCAUUAAGGAAGAAAGUGCUGAAUCACUUUCCCGCAUCUCUUUUCCAGUAAGAUAGCAUACUAAUGAAUUACUUUUGGAAGAAAGUUUCAGGGCAUUACUGAAUAGAUCACUUGCUUCUUAGAGCAUACAUUGGAGACUUCUUAUCUGUUCUCUUAGUUUCCGGUAAAACUGAAGUCAGCAGUGACCUCUUCCCCAUUUCGUAGAAAAGAAAAUCAAGGAAGAGAGUGGUUAAGUAACAUGCACUUGGUUGUCAUCACAUACGCCGUGAGAACUACUUACAGUCAUCCACUUAGUCCAGUGUUUGAGUAAAUAAAUGGUUGAGUAGUUUAUAUGGGUGGCCCCGUGGAAAAACAAGUAAAUUGAGUGCCUGAGGAGAGUUUUGUCUAAAUGUGGUUCCCACGACAGCUGGAAUCCAUUGAAAAUUGAAGACAAAGUGAACGUUCUCAACCUCCUUCCCUACUUCUUGGAGCAGAAGCCAACACGGAGCUGUUUGAAAAACAUCUUCACGUGCCAGUGGAAGAAUAGGCUUUGGAGGUUUUCACAGUAGACCACGCUUCUCCCUCUGAUGGACGGGGAGAAGUAAUAGUCCACAAGGUGCUGUCAGAGGUCCCGAGAACACAAACCCACCCGGUUUUCAUUCCUCUCGUUGAAUGGCGUCUGCUGUAGCAGUCCACUGAGGGCUCUUUGCCUUGCGAUUCUGAGCUUGUAGCUAGGACACCAGACUGGGAAGAUGCUGAGUUCCAUCAAGUGUGUGUUGGUGGGUGACUCUGCUGUGGGAAAAACUUCACUGUUGGUGCGCUUCACCUCGGAGACCUUCCCGGAGGCCUACAAGCCCACGGUGUAUGAGAACACAGGUGUGGACGUCUUCAUGGAUGGCAUCCAGAUCAGCCUGGGCCUCUGGGACACAGCUGGCAACGAUGCCUUCCGAAGCAUCCGGCCCCUCUCCUACCAGCAGGCAGACGUGGUGCUGAUGUGCUACUCCGUGGCCAACCAUAACUCUUUCCUGAACUUGAAGAGCAAGUGGAUCAGUGAAAUCAGGAGCCACUUGCCCUGCACCCCUGUGCUGGUGGUAGCCACCCAGACUGACCAGCGGGAGGUGGGCCCCCACCGGGCCUCCUGCCUCAGUGCCAUCGAAGGGAAAAGACUGGCCCAGGAUGUGAGAGCAAAGGGCUACUUGGAGUGCUCGGCCCUCAGCAACCGGGGGGUACAGCAGGUAUUUGAGUGUGCCGUCCGAACGGCCGUCAACCAAGCCAGGAGGCGCAACAGAAGGAAGUUCUUCUCCAUCAAUGAGUGCAAGAUCUUCUAAAUCCGGGAGAGACUUCACCCAACACUCAUUUACGCACCCCAAAAACUAAUGGACAGUGGGAGAGUGGGCAAGCCGGGAAGGGUUAGUGCUCUUUCUGGUUACAUCCCAAGAAGUGUUUUCAUUUGGAUACAGUUGUUGACGAGACUUGGCCACUGGAUGUUUUCACUAAACGCACCCAACAAAUGAACUCCUUGCCCAGCCCAAUUAGAAAAUCCUUUGGGAAGCCACGAUGGAUAUUCCAUCUUUGACUUAAAAGAAAAUUAAAACGAUCUCCAUAAUUUUGGACAAUGAA
This is a messenger RNA of Choloepus didactylus (southern two-toed sloth), 3017 nucleotides long. It is a transcript of the gene RHOH, whose product is annotated as ras homolog family member H. The transcript is spliced from 3 exons. The coding region runs from base 2150 to 2725 and encodes 191 amino acids. The record is from RefSeq and is a predicted model, not a curated record. Gene Ontology annotation, biological process: small GTPase-mediated signal transduction. Gene Ontology annotation, molecular function: GTP binding; GTPase activity. Lineage: Eukaryota; Metazoa; Chordata; Mammalia; Pilosa; Megalonychidae.